Molecule: messenger RNA, 1377 nt
Organism: Episyrphus balteatus (marmalade hoverfly)
Lineage: Eukaryota; Metazoa; Arthropoda; Insecta; Diptera; Syrphidae
Product: kelch-like protein 5
Exons: 1
Coding region: 1-1377 (458 amino acids)
Molecular function (GO): protein binding
Source: RefSeq, a predicted model, not a curated record
AUGACAAACCUGGUCAAAGGUUGUUGCGAGUUUCUUGAAAACAAUCUCAACAUUGACAACUGUUUGCGUUGGUCGAACUUCGCCAAAGAGCUCAGUUUAUCCGAUCUUCAAGAAAAAACCUUGAAAUUUAUCUAUGCAAACUUUGAGGAAGUAACAAAGGGACCUGAGUUCUUAGUUUUGAAUGAAAUUGAACUCAAAGAUUUAUUAUUUUAUAAUAACUCAUAUCGAGACUUGGAGGAACAAGUGUUCCUUAGUUUGGUUGAUUGGAUCGAAUAUGAGAAAGUUGAUCGGAGACAUCUUUUGUUUGACUUACUCUCAAUGGUUCGCUAUCAAUUGCUUACUGCCAAGUUUAUCAUCAAAAAUAGAAAGUUGGUCUGUAAAUCUGCUGAAUAUAAAAUCUUGGAAUUAAUUUGCACAUGGCUUGAGUAUCACUUGUGUCCGGAGUCUCGCACAAAUGAUGACCAAAUAUCCACCUUGGCUUCCCAUCCAAAAAUGGAAGUUAAUUUGCGGAAAAGUGUUCCUAACUUUUCAGUCGUUCAUUUAAAUGAAGAAUAUGAAGCAGAAAUACGAACUUACAAUCAAAUAUUAAAAACUUGGUCGUUGGACAAGCGGUUUACUUCUCCUUUAUCAACGGCAAAAUUCAACUAUUCCUUGAUUACGAUUGAUGAAAAGUUAUACGUUGUUGGCGGGGAGUCAUUUGGUACACAAAAAAGCGUUGAGUGCUUAGAUUUCAAAACAUUCAAGUGGAGUAGUCUUCCCCACAUGCGUGUUGCCCGAUGUGAAAGUCAAUUGGCCAAUUUAAAAGGACAUUUAUGUGUCUUUGGUGGUUAUGAGAAAUCUGACGAAGAAACUUUUAUUAAUUCAGUGGAAAUUUUUAACUUCUCAACAAUGAAAUGGACAGAUUUGCAUCCUCCAAUCAAACCAAACCAAAAAAAUAAGAUCGUUGGUCAUAAUGGGAUAUUGUACAUUUUCGAUUUUCAUUACGGCUGUUUGCAAUGUUAUGAUGUAUCUGCCAAUCAAUGGACUUUGAAGAACCUUCCAAUCGAUGAAAGUGUAGGAGAAUUCCGUAUUGCAGCAGUGGAUAAUUUUUUGUAUGCAAUUAUUGGUGGAGAAUUUAAAAAAGGAGCUCAAUGGGUCUCAUUUCAAAAUCUCACUGCCAAACGCUUUGAUUUAUCCAACGGUACUUGGACUGAGGUGUGCAGUUUAAGAGUAAAAGAUGGUGGUUUUGGGGGAACAGUCACAAUUGUUGGAAGUAAUAUUUUAUUUGUAAGCGGAAAUAAUUAUAUAUCCCUGUUUAGUCUUGAAACUAAGAAAAUCAUUGACAUAGAGACAUCUGUAGAAUAUUACUGCAAUGCCCAUAUUUUUCAAUCAGAAUAA